Molecule: messenger RNA, 3787 nt
Organism: Galleria mellonella (greater wax moth)
Lineage: Eukaryota; Metazoa; Arthropoda; Insecta; Lepidoptera; Pyralidae
Gene: m-cup
Product: protein fem-1 homolog A
Exons: 8
Coding region: 378-2357 (659 amino acids)
Molecular function (GO): protein binding
Source: RefSeq, a predicted model, not a curated record
AAGAAAAUACUAAAUACAAUUGUGAUUUCUUUGUUUCCUUUAGUACAAUUUUAUUACAAGUAUUUGUUUGAUUACGAUGGGUCAAUCUUUUUUAUAAAUAAGUCCUGUUUGUUGAUAUUGCGCAUUCUUGUAUUUUAUAUCCAUUAUUUGUUUUUAUUUUGCAUUUAAACUGAAAUUAUUAUUUUAUGUAUUGUUCAUGAAAGAUGAAGAGUUUAUGUGGCCAGCUAGUAUUAUAUAGUGAUUUAUAUGCUUUGAGCUAUUUUGAUUGAAUCUUGAGAAUAUCAGUGAAUUUGUAAAUUGAAUUGCCAGUGAAAUCUGUGUGACACCCGUCACUGAGUAUAUUCGUUAGCAGCAAGCUAAAGGCACGGGUGAGCAAUAUGUGGGAGGAUUGUAAUGCAAGCGCGGCGAGCACUGCAAAUAUUAAAUUACUAAAUGAAAACACAAAGCAUCAUGAUGCAGUAUUCAACGAAUUGAUGAGGGAAUGCAAGCACAGUGCACCCGGCGCGCGACUUUCCGCUCGCCUGAGGACCUCUCUUGAAAGGAUGUGUCCAGAGGAGCGUCGCGCGGUUGUGAGACGAACCCGCGAUGGAUGCGCACCGCUGUUUGUCGCGUGUAAGCGUGGCAACGUAGAGUUGGUGGAGUACUUGGUGCAUGUAUGUGCUGCCGAGUUGGAGCAGCGUGGAGUGUACGAGGUGCCUGAUGACCGCUCCGUACACACUGUGACGCCGCUCUGGUGCGCCGCUGUCGCGGGCCGGCUAGAGGUGCUCCGAGUGUUGGCUGAUGCUGGAGCUGAUGUUAAUGCGGGCUCCGACAGCGGCUCCACGCCGGUGCGCUCCGCUUGUUUUAUGACGCACUUGGAUGUGGUGCGUUUCCUUGUGCAGCGCGGCGCCGAUAUCCAUCGACCCAACCACAACGGUGGGACGUGCCUAAUCAACUCUGUGCAGUCGGUGCGCCUCUGCACUUACCUGCUCGAACACGGUGCUGAGGUGGACGCGCAGGAUAUGCAGUUGAAGACGGCGCUGCACUACGCGAUUCAGGAACAUCGUGUCGAGACAGCGCGGCUGCUGCUCGACCACGGCGCUGACCCGAGGCUGGCGUCUCGGGCAGGCGAUGACGCUCUUCGCACCGCUUGCCUCAAGGGCGCCGCCCAAAUCGUGACCCUGCUGGGCUCUCGCGUGCCGUAUCCACCCGACCGGCUAGCAGACGCUUACGAGCUGCUAGGAGCCACACAGCUGGACGAGUUUAAUGACGUAAGUGCUGCGUUGGCCGCGUGGCGCCGCGCUACCACUAUCCGCCAUUCGUGUGGAACCUACAUCGAGAAACGGCCACAGUGGCCUCCGCACCCCGCGUUAGGGGGCGCGCGCGAGUGGCGCACCAUGGAUGAACUGGAAGUUGCCGCUACUGACAUGGAUGCGCUGAGAACACAGGCGCUACUGGUGGCCGCCCGUGUUCUCGGGCCAGAUCACAAAGACACCGUGCUACGCCUCAUGUAUCGGGGCGCUUCGUAUGGUGACGCGUUCCGUUACCAGCGUUGCAUCGACCUCUGGAGUUGGGCGCUUCAAAUACGCAUCGAGAAAGAUUCACUUUUAUAUGCUGACACGUGCCACACGGCGUGCGCGCUGACGCGGCUGAUGCUGGACGCGCGCGCCGGCCGUCUGGAGCGUGGUCGCGACCUGCCUCGCCACCGCGACGUAAUGCGUGUCUUCCGUCUCGUCGCACAAGAUCUGCCGCGGUGCCGCGCGGCGCUGUCUGUGCGGCCGGUGUACAAGAAGCAGGCGGAGUCGUUCGACCGAGCGUUGCGCUGCGCCACGCACCUGGUGGCGCUGCUGCUGAGCACAGCGGACGGCUCGCCGGAACAGCAGGCGGCGCUGCGGGCCGCGGUCGCGGGGCUCGUGCGGGCCGACGUGCGGAGCGCGCACACCGGCGACACGCUGCUGCACCUCUGCGUGUCGCGGCUCAAUGUCAUCCGCUCCACUUACUUCGCGGACGAGCUCUCUGUGCCGCCUAUGUUCCCGAGUGUAGAGGUUGUGUCGCUGCUGCUUAGCUGUGGUGCGGACGUCCGGACGCGUAACGAGGCGCGGUCAACUCCGUUGCACGUAGCUGCUAUACCUUAUAAUUUCUCCACCGAGCUGGUGGAGGUGCUACUACGCGGCGGCGCGCACCUGGACCAGCCGAACAAGUUCGGCGAUUCACCCGCUGAGCUGGUGGCUCUGAAUCGCGGCUCGCGGGUCCGCGUGCUACGCUACGUGUCGCUCGCCUGUUUAGCCGCGCGCGCCCUGCUUGCCGCCAAUGUGCCGCUGCCGCCCGCCGCCCUGCCCCUCACCCUGCACCACUUCCUCGACCUUCACCGUCCCUGAGCGUACCCUGCGGUAUAUCCCGCACACGACACUACGCCCGCGUCACUCCGAACAAGCACGAUAUCUAUGCAACCACUUUGUUUACUUUAAAAAUUUUACGGUAUAAAGCAGAUUUUUGUGAUAUUAUCUAUCGAUACUUUGGACUCUACUCAUUUACAUAUUACAAAUAUUUGUGUAACUUUAAAAAAUAUUAAUUUUAUUGUGUUGAUAUCUCUAGAUGGUUGUAUAAUUAAAAAAAAAUGUCAAUACAAGGCCAGUGCCGACUCUAAAUAACGUAGUAUUUGCUUGUAUGUUCUAGAGUGUAAUCAUCUUAAAUUUAUAAUAUACGAAUUCGUGGUAAGUCCCCAGCAAGAGUAGUAGGGAAUUUAAUCUAUAUGGAAUAUCUAAGAAUAAAAUUCCCCUAUUUGCUAUUAUAUAGAGACUGUUUUAGCGAUUUAGCCGAAUGGCGAGUAGGUACGUCAAAAGUUAAAUAAAAUUAUAGUAGAUUAUUUUUUUACUAUAAUACUCGCCUCUGUCUAUCAUUAAAGCAAUACGAACUAUGCUUAAAGCAUUUUCUUGAGUACCGCCUUUGGAACUGGUUCUGUUUUGUUAUUUUCUCUCGUCACUUAUACUCACGGGCUCUAGCGUCUUAUUGUUGUUAAGGUCAACAUAGAUUGAUAGAGUUGCAAAAUUGAAUGUAAGUCACAUUUACCAAUGGGCAAGCUUUUUAUCAAACUGUUGUAUCUGACCACUAUUCUAUUGUUUUAACCAGCCGGGCAAAUACCGCUUUAGGGCUAAUUUUUCACUGUCACCUUCCUCGCCCCUCGUCGAUGAAAAAGGUCAUCGGCCCUGCUAUUUAAAAUAGUAAUGUUGAACAUGAUAAUUCAAUAGUGACUUUACUAAUGAUGCCUGUUUCUAUGGCGCCCUUUUUGGGACGCAGAGUUCCCGCGAGUACCGUAAAUUCUCCACGGCCCCUUUUCAAAGUCGGUACUUUCUCGCAUCGCAAACUGCCUGUCGUUUCGUGUGUGUACAUGUACAAGGGUUUUGAGCAUGUACUAGAAUAAAUCGGGCAUCUAAACAUCAAAUUUCUUUGUAUUGAGAAUUCUAUGUUGCCAUAUUAGGUCUAAGGUCUAAUUAAAAAAAAAAACAAACAACAUCUAAUGUUGGUUCCAAGUAUCCUUUACUGUAGGUAUGGACAAUAUAAAACGUUAGUUAGAUGUACUUAGUAAAAAUAUUAAAUUGUGAUAAGUUUUUGGAAUGUUGAACAAUUGUAAAACAAUAAACGUAGCUCAUUAUAUUUAAAAAUUAUGUAUAAAUAUAAAACAUAGUUUCAAUUAUAUAAACAAUAAAUCCAAUCAUGUUGUGGAGUUGUAUAAUAAUCUCUAGUAAAUUAUAAUCUUUGUAAUUUUCGACAAUCUUAAAUUGGUAAUAAAAAUAAACGAUCUGAAUUA